GAGCCGAGCCGAGCCGAGCCGUUAAGUUUGUGCUCCUCUGUGUCUGUGUCACUAUCCGCCUCAGACUCUGAGACUGAUACUCAGUCACACACACCACCUUCUUUCUUUCUUUCAUAAUUUCUUUUUCCUCCUCCGUGUUUCUGUCCCUCGGCGCCGUUCCUUCUCUGCACAAUCACGUUCGGAACGAAGAAAGAGCCGAAAAGCACAAGUUAGGAAGCCGAGAAGUGAAGUGUCUCUCGAGAGUCGAUGUGAGCGAGGAGCGCCGCAGCUCGGCUCGAGACGAGUCGAGAGGCCGGCGGUGAAUGAAGCGGGCGGGCGCGCGCUGGAGCACGGCAGUCGGUCCAAUGGCUUUAGUGGAAUGACCAGGCCACCAACAGGUCCAUUGGAAGUGUCACUCCUGUUGGAACCCUUGUUCUGUUUGCCUGUGAGCUUAUGUGCCUCUAACACUGAGUGUGAGCGCUGACCCGAGACCAGAAAGAGGUCACACUUGUCAAUGGUUCAGUGCAGCUGGAAGACCAAGUGCUGAUCAUUCUGAAAAUAGCGAAGCGCCAUGGAUGCCGCGCAGGGUCCAGUGGUCGAGUCCAAAGCCGAGCGCAUUGCGCGCUACAAGGCGGAGCGGCGGAGGGAGCUGGCGGAGCGCUACGGCAACACAGAGGAACUUCCUUACAAGUAUUUGAAAAGGGAGAAGAAGGAGGCCUUGAACACAGCUGCCGUGGAACAUAAUGCGGUGCCCGAGUCGGACACCCCUCGUCCUGCUGAGGUCACGCAGCGUUCGGACAUGGUCACCGCGAGCGGGAGUGAUGGGUGCGAGGAGCCUGAGGAGGCCAGCACCACACAUGUGCCACUACAAGAGAAAGGCAAGGUGGUCCCCUUCUGCAGUGAGCCCCCUGCUCAGAGUAUCUCCAAUGAAAACAAGGCAGACCCCACUGGUGGUGUGACCCCCCAGGGCAGUUUGGUGGUGACUGAGGCACUGGAGAAGCUGAUAGCCGCAGGGAAAGCCGAUGACUCAGCGAAGUUGGGCGAAGCUGCCAAGAUGUCUGUCUGUAAAGAGCUGGGGAACAGCCUUCCUGGAAGCGGUGACAGUGAACGCAGAGUGCGCAGAGCCAAUGAACAGCGAGCGCUCACCCAACCAAUCACAAGCGAGGAAAUGGUCGCAGCUUUCAGCCUUCCCAAGGGUUCUGCUCCAGGGGAGGCUCAGCCAGAUGGUGCGAAGCCCAGGGGAGGGUGGAGCUCGUCCGUUCACCUAAGCGAGAGGACGAACCUCUUCAACAGGCUGUCCCAGGAGGACAGCAAGGCGCACCAAAUGGCAGACACAGCAGACAAGCGAAGGCAGAAGGUGAUGCGUUCCUUCACCCUGCCUGUCACCACGGGAGAGGUAGAAAUGGUGCAGAGGGGGCUUCAUCUGCCCCUCCACCUCCCUGAGGGCCAGAAGGGAGACGUCAGUCCUGAGCUGGAUGGUUCCGCACAGAACCAGGACUCGGAGCCAGGAGAGGUCGGGGGCUUUCCGAAGAAGACUCAGUCUGUCAGCCUCAAGGUGGAGCAGGACGAGUUGAGGGAGGAGGGACGUGGCGAAAGGCUCGCGACCAUAAGCAGCCCUUCCUCUACCACGCUCUGUGGCAGGAACGGAAGGACUGGCUCCUCCAGCUCCACAGAGGAGUGCAAGACCACAUCUGCUCACAGCUGCUCCACAGGCCAUCCCAUCCUCCGUACGCCUUCCCCAGAUGAGGACGUCCUGCUGAGGAGCACUUCCUCCUUCUCUGAGGAGAGUGAGGACCUGGAUAGCAGCUUGGACAGCAGCUUGAGUUCCUCUCUGAAGGAAAGACUUGCAGAGUUGAGCUGCGGUGAGGAGGAGUGGAGGAGCAGGCUGAAGAAAGCCAAGGCCACCGAGGCAAUCCAUGUGUCCCUGGCCGACCGCUACAACCAGCUGCAUGAUGCCGAGAAUGCCUGGAGGAAGAAGAAGGCCUCGACGGAGGUGGAGACAAAGAUGUCCCUGGCGGAGCGCAUGCGUAUCCUGCAGGAGAAGGAGGAGCAGUGGAAGGCCAAGGGCAAAGGCGCCUCCAAUGACUCCACGCAGUUCACUGUUGCCGGACGCAUGGCAAAGAGAGGCCUCGUGUCUGCUGUUUCUGGAAGAGAGGAAACACCACCUUUCCAUACUAAGAAGUCCAGCUCAGGAACCCCAGCCAGGCCACCAGAAGAGAUCUCCAGCCGCUCUGAUGUCAAGGUUGAGGGGGACAAGAAGCUGGACAAGUUGGAAUCCUUCCUGGACAAGCUGCAUAAAAAAGCAGGUUCCAGUCACCAGGAGACUUCCGUCAAGGUGACCGAGGAGACAGUGAAAGAGGUGAUGACGCUGGAUGACGAGGAGACCUUCAGACUCUUCUACAAGCCGAUUGCCUCCUCAGCCCUGGGCUCCAGCAGUCCCUUGGACGCUGCUCAGGACCUCAGCAUCAUCAAGUCUGAUUCACCAAAGCUGACGUCGACAAUGGCGGAGCACAGGCGGGCAGUACGUCCAAACCGAAAGGCCCAGGCCUCCCGGAACCCGCUGCGCUCGCUGGCGGCACGGGGCGACAUCCGACAGGAGUACACAGAGCAGCGACUCAACGUGGCCAGCCUGGAGACCAAGAGGAUCCAAGUGGAGAAGAUGGCCAAGUUCUCCAACCUAGCAGAUGCUGCUUUGGCUGGUCUGGCCAGCAAGGAGAACUUCCGCAAGGUGAACUUGCGCAACGUUAAGUCCACCGAGGUGGUAACCAACAACAGCGCCGUACCCUUCAGCAAGCUCAUGCUCAUCCACAUUAAAGGUCGGAGACAUGUCCAGGUGCGUCUGGUGGAGCCAGCGGCGCAGUCACUCAACAGCGGCGACUGUUUCCUCCUCAUUACGCCCAAGCAUUGCUACCAGUGGUGCGGGGAGUUCGCCAACGUCAUCGAGAAAGCCAAGGCCUCAGAGAUGGCGACCUUCGUUCAGGCUAAGAGGGACCUGGGUUGCAAGGCGCCGCAGGUGACCAUCCUGGAAGAGGGCGUCAAUACGGACAGCAGCCGAGCCAAGGAGUUCUGGAACCUGCUAGGCGGCAAGGCCAAGUACAAAGGAGCUGGGGAUCCGGAGGAGGACGAGAUGUAUGAAAGCGGGGUGGUGGAAUCCAACUGUGUGUACCGGCUGGUGGAAGACAAGCUUGUUCCUCAUGAGGAGGCGUGGGCCUCCAUCCCCAGUGUCUCCCUACUGAACUCCAAAGAGGUGCUGGUGUUUGACUUUGGCAGCGAAGUGUAUGUGUGGAAUGGCAAGGACGUGCCCCUUGGUGAUAGGAAGGUGGCAGUUCAGCUGAGCAGGCAGGUGUGGGCCGGGCCCUAUGACUACAGCAACUGCCGGGUCAACCCUCUGGACCUGUUGUCCUGCAACCCGGAGAUCGAGCGGCAGGGGGUGGGACGGCCAAGCUGGGCUCUCUUCGGGCGGCUGUCGGAGCACAACGAGACCGCUCUGUUCAGGGAGAAGUUUCUGGACUGGACGGAGAAGCCCAGUACCAAGGAGGAGCCUACAGUGGAGGAAGUGAAGAGUCCCGUGCACCCUGUGCCCCACGAGUCCGAGCUGCGGCCCUGUGACGUGAAGGCCAUGCUUUCAGGAGGGGGCGCUAUGCCACACACCGUCCUGGAGGGGGUGGAUGUGCAGCGUGGGCACGGCCUGGUGCGCACCGAGGACGGGCGCCAAGCGGAGCUGGCCACGAUCGCAGUGGACGCCUGGCACAUCUGCGAGUUUGAUGACUACGAAAUCCCGCGAGAGAGCAUUGGCCAGCUGCACGAGGGCGACACCUAUGUCAUUCGCUGGAAGUAUUCGCUCACCACUGUGGUGGGUAAGAGGCAGCGUCCUGGAGAGCUCAGCAGUGGUGGUCCGGGGCGCGAACGCUCUGCCUGCUUCUUCUGGCAAGGCAGGCACUCGAGCGUAAGUGGGAAAGGAACGUCGGCCCUCAUGACAGUGGAGCUUGGGAGCCACAGAGGGGCACAGGUCCUGGUGGCCCAGGGAAAGGAGCCCCCCUGCUUCCUGCAGCUGUUCCAGGGUGGGCUGGUCAUCCACAAGGGCCGCCGUGAGGACAGCGCCAGCAACACCGGUGGCUGGCGUCUCUUCUGUGUGCAGGGAGAGCUUUUGGAGGAGGCCUCUAUGGCUGAGGUGGACUGCUGCUGUGCCAGCCUGCGGUCCCGUGCCUCCCUGGUGCUGCUCAGUGCCCAGCGGGGGGAGCUCUUCCUGUGGCAUGGCUGCAAGGCCCACCAGGGGGCUCGCGACGUGGCCAAGAGGGCUGUGGAACGCAUCACACAGGUGUGUCCCCCUGAGCUGGACCUCAACCCUAACAGCAGCAUGAAGGUCCACGAGGUGGAGGAGGGCACCGAACCCGCACAGUUCUGGAAUGCUCUGGGACAGCAGGACAGGAAAGCCUACGAUUGCAUGUUGCAAGACCCAGGAAAGUACAACUUCACUCCGCACCUCUUCCGCUUGACGGCCUGUUCUGGCACCUUCGAGGCUGAGGAGAAGCUGAGCCCUGUCCGUGUGCCAGGCACCGUGAUGGCCAUGCCCUUCUUGCAGGAGCACCUGUACUCUGCGCCGCAGCCAGCUCUCUUCUUGCUGGACAACCGCAUGGAGGUGUACCUGUGGCAGGGGCAGCAGCCGGACGAUGGCGAGUGCACCGGCUCCGCCAAGAUCCGCUGGGACAGCGAGCGGAAGUGUGCCAUGGAGACUGUGCUGCAGUACUGCAGAGAGAGGAACUUGCGGCGCCCCCCUCCGGCUUACAUUAUCCUGGCAGGGACUGAACCCCUCACCUUCACCAACAUCUUCCCACGCUGGGAGAAAGAUCCCAGCAUCAAGUUGAAGGGGGACACGGUGCGGAACAAGGUGGUCCUGGUCCAGGAUGCCCUCUCACGGCUCUCUAAGAAGCAAUACUCAGUGGAGGAGCUGCUGGCCAAGCCGCUGCCCGAAGGCGUGGACCCUUUGCACCUGGAGCUCUACCUGUCGGACGAAGACUUCCAGAGGGUUUUGGAGAUGACGCAAGAUGAAUUCAACUCGCUCCCCAUCUGGAAACAAAUCAACCUGAAAAAAAGCAAAGGACUGUUUUGAAAAGGAGACAAGCUUGUGCCCUCACAUUAUUUCUGUAAACAAAUGCUUUGUACAUGUUUGGCACACUUUUGUACAAUUUUAAGAAAGCAUAUAUUCUUGUAAAGUGACAAGAUGAAAUGUACAGUCUAUAUCUAGGGACUGGUUUCUGUUUUUUAAUAUCAUUCUAAACACUUUGUUCCCAGAGCACUGCGCAGAACUGUGUGUUUUAGCCAAAUGCAUGAAAGCCUUGGAUGGAGAGAAUGCUUUUUUAAAAAAAAUUUAUAAAGCUAUUAUAUCGAAAGAAAAAACCUGAACUAAUGUAAUAUAAAUAUGUAUCAUAAAUUUCACACACUUUCAGAACUGCUUGUCCCAUACGGGGUUG
Molecule: messenger RNA, 5450 nt
Organism: Scleropages formosus (Asian bonytongue)
Lineage: Eukaryota; Metazoa; Chordata; Actinopteri; Osteoglossiformes; Osteoglossidae
Gene: svild
Product: supervillin d
Exons: 29
Coding region: 551-5089 (1512 amino acids)
Biological process (GO): actin filament severing; cytoskeleton organization; actin polymerization or depolymerization
Cellular component (GO): cytoplasm; actin cytoskeleton
Molecular function (GO): actin filament binding; phosphatidylinositol-4,5-bisphosphate binding
Source: RefSeq, a predicted model, not a curated record